Messenger RNA from Labeo rohita (rohu), 699 nucleotides. RefSeq names its product succinate dehydrogenase complex assembly factor 4 (gene sdhaf4). Gene Ontology annotation, cellular component: mitochondrion. Gene Ontology annotation, biological process: mitochondrial respiratory chain complex II assembly. The transcript has 3 exons. The record is from RefSeq and is a predicted model, not a curated record. NCBI's taxonomy places the organism in Eukaryota, Metazoa, Chordata, Actinopteri, Cypriniformes, Cyprinidae. Bases 88 to 408 code for a protein of 106 amino acids.
GCAUGCAUCGUCAUUUUCAGUCGCCAAAACAUUCUUCAGUUGUGUAAUUUUCUACUGCGACAAGGGUUAGUACAGCAUACACUCAAAAUGUCUCUUUUACGUGUUUGCUGUAGUGCAGCUACAUGUUUUGUAAAAAGAGGAUUGCUUUUAGAGUCGACUUAUACUGCAUGUCAUAGGACAGCAGGAUAUGCGUCUGGUGGUGCGACCAAAGAUAAAGAACCGUUGAAGAAAGCGAAAACGCCCCAAGGACGCUUUGACAUGGACGAAACCGAGUCAAAAUCGAAAGGUGUUUUUGAACGAUUUCCAGAUGAUGUGAAUCCAGAAACUAAGGAGAAAGGUGGUCCAAGAGGUCCUGAACCUACACGAUAUGGUGACUGGGAGAGGAAGGGACGUUGUAUUGAUUUUUAGUUUGCCUGUUAAAUAUAUCCAAAUGUAUUUAUUUUAACAUUUGAAUGUGGUAAAUAAUUCUGUAUACAGAUACAAAAGAUAAUUUCUGGACCAGAAAUGUGCGUCUUUUUCUGAUCAUAUGGGCCUACUAUGUAGUAUGAAUAGUUUGUGGAAAAGUAGUUUGAACUACUUGAACGGUUCUGUUCAGACUUUAAUAGACAUUUUGAAAAGAAUCUAAUGUUUUUUGAAAGUGGGUAACACGAUGUCUGCAAGACCUGAAAGAUAUCUUCAAAGAAUAAACCUAUUCAACAA